AUGACGCUCGCAGUCCUCGUCAUCGCCGCGGCGUGUCUGCUGGCGCCACCGUCGCUGGCGGCUCCGUGGCUCAGGACUCGCGGCCACGGGCGCGUCAUCAACGGCACGGAGGCCGACAUCGCCGACUUCCCCUGGAUGGUGUCGCUGCAGAUCCUGGACGACCACGUGUGCGGCGCUUCCAUCAUCAGCAGCACAUGGGUGCUGACGGCGGCGCACUGCGUCUACGUGUGCCAGCUGUACGCCGACCGCCACAAGAGCAUGCGCGCCGGCUCCUCCAGCAGGGCCAGCGGCGGCGUCCGCCUCGACGUGGCCCAGAUGAUCAAGCACGCCGACUUCCAGAUGCCCACUGACGAGGACCCUGACGUCGACUACGACAUCGGCGUCAUCCAGGCUUCUGAACCGUUUCCGCUGGGCACGAACAUACAAGUGGCGAACCUCGCCGCCGACGGAUACGACGCCCCGGCGGGCCUGCCGGUCACCGUCACGGGCUGGGGCGACACCGGGAUCGACUACGACCCCGUCUACCUGCAACGGGCGGACAUGCACGUCGUGGACCGCGACACCUGCCGUGAAAUGAUGGCCGACGUGGCGCCGGUCACGCCGCGCAUGGUGUGCGCCGGGGACCCCACCAUGGCCGCCUGCCACGGCGACUCGGGCAGCCCGCUGGUCGAUGGGGACACUCAGAUCGGCAUCGUGUCCUGGAGCCGGUCCGACUGCAUCAGCGCUACGGCCGUCUAUGCGGAUGUGGGCAACCUCCGGGCCUGGAUCAGGAACAACACUGGAGUUUAA
Schistocerca americana (American grasshopper) is the source of this 789-nucleotide messenger RNA. Its product is annotated as trypsin-7-like. Gene Ontology annotation, biological process: proteolysis. The record is from RefSeq and is a predicted model, not a curated record. Gene Ontology annotation, molecular function: serine-type endopeptidase activity. The transcript has 2 exons. Lineage: Eukaryota; Metazoa; Arthropoda; Insecta; Orthoptera; Acrididae. Bases 1 to 789 code for a protein of 262 amino acids.